CCGCUGUGCGUAGCCCAUUUUAAACCAGCUAGGACACUGUCGGGAAGCGCUCUGUUUUUUUGGGCUGGCUGAUUAUGCUAGCGGUUCGGCUAACGUUAGCCUGCUAACACUAGCGUUUAUUCGAUUUAAAACACAAGAUUUGUUUACGGUCCGUCGCUAAGGACGCUGUACUUUUUUAUUUUCUCGAUUUUCAUCACAAUGGGAAGCUAGUGAGGAAGUUUUGUCCUUCUCUUUGCAUUGGUAUCCAGUGUCAGACAGACAAAACAGUCCACCGAGGCUGUUUGCUAAUGUUACAGUGUUUGCUUUGAGCUAUGCAAGCAUAGGACGCCGAUUGUUUUGUGCUGCGGACAAACUCAAACUGGGGACAGUCAGCUGAAUAUCCUCUCCCAUCCCCCUUACCCCCUCUGUCAGAGCAUGGCUCAGGAGACCAAUCAGACGCAGGUGCCAAUGCUUUGCACUAUGGGAUGCGGUUUCUAUGGUAACCCCCGCACCAACGGCAUGUGCUCCGUCUGCUACAAGGAACACCUGCAGAGACAACAGGGAGGGGGGCGAUCCAGCCCCCCGGGAGAGAAAGCUGCUACAUCACCGGCAGGAUCACCAGGGUCAGCUGGUGUGACUGUGGAGAGUACAACCUCAGAGCCCAGUACAGAGGUGGCAGGAACACCACCUGAGGAACAAACAGCCAGUCCCAGCUCUCCCAGCCCGGUAACUCAACAGAUGACAGCAAUGAGCAUCUCCCAGGAUUCAGGAGCUGUAGACUCUGAUCGAGCGGAGGCUGACGAGGGGGAAGAGGAGGGUACUUCCAACAGCUCAGAGCCAGUGGGUGAAGCAGCACAGGCUUUGUCCGAUAGUGACCAAACUCCAGAUAAAAAUAAGAAAAAGAACCGCUGCUUUUCUUGCCGGAAGAAAGUGGGCCUUACUGGUUUCGACUGUCGCUGCGGCAACCUGUUCUGUGCCAUUCACCGUUACUCUGACAAACACGACUGUCCCUACGAUUACCGGAGUGCAGCCGCUGCCCGCAUUCGCAAGGAGAACCCCAUCGUGGUGGCUGAGAAAAUUCAGAAGUUAUGAGGACUGAGUGCAAAAAAAAACAAAAAAGAAGUCUCUCUGACUUUGUGAAUUUGAACAAUGGCGACUUGGAUGAAAAUACCUGAUAUCAUGGCUUCAUUUGUACAUGGUAGUCUAAGACGGGCGGGGUGGGGUGGUGAGGUUGCAGCCACUGUCCGGAUGCUUCCCUUACGAGCAUCUCCCUCUCUCUCCACUAGUGACUGCGGUUGAACCUGUGUGUGUGUGCGUGCGUGUGUGUGUGUGCGUGUGUGUGUGUGCGUGUAUGUAUGCGUGCACAUUUGCUUGAGAGUCGGGGAGAGAGCCGUGGGGGCAGGGCAGACAUUAGUGUUGCUGUGGGGAGGGAAGGCAUUUGAUUUUCACCCCUUUUUGUUUCUCAGCUCGGGGGAUCGUGUGGGUUUAUUUUUAUACAAUCCCUGUAAGGAAGUUGAAAAGACACAGGGGUAAGCUGUGGAGGAAUGUGCCACGGCCUGAUAAUGACACAGAGGUCAAAUAAGAAGGUCUAACAAGUUUUUAAAAUAAAAAAAAUACCUAACCGGGAGAUUUCAUGUAUCAGCAAGACCUUGAAAGGGCUUUGGAAUAUAAUUUUUUUUUUUCUCCCAGACUGAAAAUGAUGUCAACUUCUUGUCAAAUUGGCAUAUUUUUUCCCCAAACCUCCUCUAACCUUUUCUCUCUGGGUCACCAUACGUUGAACUCCCAAGUCUCAGCAUUUUCCAGAAGCGUUUCUCUUUGAUAUAUUGACUUAUCAUACUGAUAUUGGGUGCAUGAACAGUUAUUGGAGGGGGAAGGUCGGGGAGGGCAAGGGUAGGGGAAACUGAGAACCUUGACUUAACUGAGUGAUUGAAUUCUGUGUUUUUUUUUCCUUUUUUUUUUCUUCUUUUUUUUUCUGUUUUAAUGAGCGUAUGACAUCAGAAGAUCUAUAUUAAUAUAUUGUAGUUAGCUUGAAUUGUGUGAUUGCAUUCUAUUUAUUUUUUAUCGUUUGGUUGGUCUCUGCUGGAGGAUUGGCAGCAUGUGUCAGCAAAUCAUUAAGAUUUGCACUUAACCUUUUCGAUUAUAUUUAAGUAAUUACCAUCUUGAUUAUAUAACCAUUGAAUAAAAAAUACACAAGCUCUGA
This is a messenger RNA of Centropristis striata (black sea bass), 2179 nucleotides long. RefSeq lists its product as uncharacterized. NCBI's taxonomy places the organism in Eukaryota, Metazoa, Chordata, Actinopteri, Perciformes, Serranidae. Gene Ontology annotation, molecular function: zinc ion binding; DNA binding. The coding region runs from base 415 to 1071 and encodes 218 amino acids. The record is from RefSeq and is a predicted model, not a curated record. The transcript is spliced from 6 exons.